Puntigrus tetrazona (Sumatra barb) is the source of this 832-nucleotide messenger RNA. It is a transcript of the gene lrrc20, whose product is annotated as leucine rich repeat containing 20. The record is from RefSeq and is a predicted model, not a curated record. The transcript is spliced from 5 exons. Gene Ontology annotation, molecular function: protein binding. Lineage: Eukaryota; Metazoa; Chordata; Actinopteri; Cypriniformes; Cyprinidae. The coding region runs from base 228 to 731 and encodes 167 amino acids.
GUUUACGACGGUUGAGCGCGGAAUCCGGCAGCGGCGUGUUCCGUCUCGCCCGAAAGAAGAUAAACACACACACAUAAAUACUCAUAAAGUCAGCAGCCCGGUGAAUGGAGACGGUGAGACCGCUUCGCUUGACUGAACGAAGUGGCUGUCCAUGACUUCCUGUGCAUGAGUAACAGACUCCACUGAACCCGCCGGUCGCUCCUCAGAUCGAACGAGAGCCCAACAGGAUGGCGCAGGCCGUGGCCAACGUCGCCCGGAGGAUCAACGCCACCGUGGAGGAGCAGAGAGACUCGCUGGAUCUGUCCGACUGCAGCCUCGUCAGUUUUCCUGACGGAGUCUUCAAGAUGAUCCGCAGCUGCACGGAAAACAUCCAGAAAAUCUCUCUGGCCAACAACCAGAUCAAAGCCUUGAGCAGCAAGUUCUUCCUCACGUUUACUCAGUUAAGAGAGCUGGAUCUGCAGGGUAACGUCCUCACAGCGCUGCCGGAGGCCGUCGGUGACCUGCAGCACUUGAUCAGCAUCGAUCUGUCUAGAAACAGGCUGAGGGUUUUCCCCGAGCGUCUGACGGAUGUGAGCAGCCUCCAGAGCAUCAGCGUGGAGCAGAACCAGAUCUCAGAGCUGCCGAUGGAGAAGCUGUCUCUGAUGCCCGCUCUGAAGACAGUAGACGCUCAGAGUAACCCGCUGGCGCCGGACGCGGCGUCUUUCCCGCACGCCUUCACGCUCCUGACAUGAGGAACACAUGGAGGAGAACAUGAGGAACGGGGCUGCUGGACCGCAUGCUGUGCCUCUGAAUUUUUUUUUUCUUCAGUAAAGUAUUUAUUGAAUCAUGCAAA